AUGAAGCACCCUGGACUUCCAUGUCGCGUCUCCUGCUUGUCUGACCUGCAAUGCUCGACCGAUGCGGCGCAAGCCGGCGUCGAGAAGCUGCGCGCAUCGCCCGACGAAUGCAGUACUGUGUCAAACAAGUGCACCAAAUUCGCCUGCGAGCGCGAUGCGGGUAUCGUGGUGUGCAACGACACGCCGGCGCCGUACACCAUCAACUGCCAUUGGUACGGCGAAUUUGCGCAGCUGGUGGUCGACGCAUGCAAGACCAGCGGAGGAAAGACGGUCGCAUGUGUCCUCACGGAGGAUCUCCUGCAGUUUCAUGUCCAGGUUAGCUAG
This is a messenger RNA of Anthostomella pinea, 324 nucleotides long. NCBI's taxonomy places the organism in Eukaryota, Fungi, Ascomycota, Sordariomycetes, Xylariales, Xylariaceae. The record is from the annotation of a GenBank genome assembly.